GCCUGACAGGGUCCGGCCCAGACAGCACCAUGUGCCUGCUCAGGCCCUUGCUGGUCCUCUUGCUCGAAUACUUGGCUUUUUCUGACGCAAGCGCAAGCUUCUGGAAGGUCGAGUCCCCGCCCAUCCUCUACGCCUGGGAGGGGGCCUGCGUCCAGAUUCCCUGCAGCUACUCAAUCCCUGGGAGUGGAAAGUCGCUGACACAGCUGAUCGUGUAUCAAAAUUAUUCGUAUGAUAAAACCCAGAGGGAGUUCCGGGGGUCCAUCCUCUAUAAUAGCACCGUCCUCCCUGGGAGCACAGAGCUUUCUCCUCACUCCGGGAAGGUGAGAUUUCUGGGCAACACCAGAAACGACUGCACCCUCCUCAUCAACUCCGUGAAGGCCCAGGACACCAGUAACCUGGGGCUGAGGAUGUUAACGGAAGGGGACAUGUGGAUGCAUCACCUGCACCUCAACAUCUCCGAAAGAGCUCCCCCACCUCAUAUCCAGCUCCCUCCAGAAAUCCAGGAGCUCCAGGAAGUCACUCUGAUCUGUUCACUGAAUUUUGCCUGUUCUGAGUACCCGAUCCAACUGCAGUGGUCCCUGAAGGAGAGUGGGGGCACCUCGACUUUCCUGAGCACCAACACAGUGUCCAGCCAGAGCAAGCUCACGUUCACGGCUCUGUGGAGUCACCACGGCAGCAACCUGACCUGCAGCCUCCGGGACCAGGCGCAGCAGCUGCUGUCGGAGAAAAUGGUGCAGCUGAACGUGAAGCACAAACCAAAGCUGAAGAUCGAGGUCAGUCCCCAAGAUGCCAUUGUGACCGAGGGGCAGUCGGUGACCAUGACGUGUGAGGUCAUCAGCAGCAACCCAAAGCACCACACCCUAUCCUGGUUCAAGAAUGGGGAGUCACUGGGGAAGCAGGGGUUCACCCUCACGCUGUCCACAGCAACCAGGGACAUGAGUGGGAAGUACCAGUGCGAGGCCAUAAAUGAUUUAGGCCCAGGAAGGUCGGAGGAAGUGGACCUGCAGGUGCACUAUGCUCCAGAACCUUCCAAGGUUGAAAUCCAACCCUCAGCACCUAAGGAGGGAAAUGCAGUCAUUCUGAAUUGUCAAUCACAGGCCAACCCUCCUCCAACAAAUUACACCUGGUAUCACAAUGGUCUUGAAAUGUCGGGGGUGGCCGACACCUUCCAGAUCCCAAGCGUCGGCCUCAGGCACGCUGGGAAGUAUUCCUGCUUGGCAGAAAAUAGUCUUGGUCGUGGACAAGUUGGCCAGGAAGCUGAGCUGGAUGUCCAAUAUCCGCCCAAGUUGGUAACUCUGAUGAUUAAAGACCCCGCACAGAUUCGAGAAGGAGACAACGUGACCCUCUCCUGUCACUACAACUCCAGCAACCCCGGAGUUAACCAGUAUCAGUGGAAACUCGGGGCUUCCCAGAGGGAAUCCCACUCUCAGGUGCUGACAAUCCAGAGAGUUGCCUGGAAUGAGGGGCCAGUCACCUGUGCUGCCUGCAACCAGUGGUGCUCGUGGGCAGGUCUCGUCAACCUGGAUGUCCAGCAUGCCCCCAGAGAUGUCUCCAUUAAGAGCAACUCCAGUUCUGAGGUUCGCUCCGGGCAGCCGGUCUUCCUGAGCUGUGACUUCUCAAGUAGCCGCCCCACAGACGUCCACUUCUUCUGGAAGAAAAACGGGAUCCUUCUGAAGAAAGAAAAACAACUGCGCUUCAACUCCAUCACUCCAGAAGAUGCUGGAAGUUACCACUGCCUGGUCAACAAUUCCAUAGGACAGACCCUGUCCGAGGCCUGGGAGCUCCGAGUGCUGUAUGCACCCCGGAGGCUACGUGUGUCCAUCAGCCCACAGGAUGGGGUGGUCGAGGGGAAGGAGGCCAUCCUGACGUGUGAGAGCGAUGCCAACCCGCCCGUCUCCCAUUAUGACUGGUUUCACUGGAACGACCACAAACCCCAGCAGUCUAAGCAGAUGCUGAGACUGGACUCUGCCAGCAUCCAGGACGCGGGGGCCUACUGGUGCCAGGGGGUCAACUGGCUGGGCAAGGGCCAGUCACCCCCCAGCAUCCUGACUGUCUACUAUAGCCCAGAGACCAUCGGGAAGCGCACGAUCAUGGGAGUGGGGCUCUGCCUGGUAGUGGCCAUCCUGGUGAUGUGGGGUGUGAAGCUGCAGAGAAGGUGCAAGAGGAUUCAGAGCCAGCAGGGGCUUCAGGAAAACUCCAGCGGGCAGAGCUUCUUUGUGAGGAAUCAGAAGGUUAGAAGGACCCCCUGUGAUGAAGGCCGCCAUUCUCUGGGCUGCUACAACCCGGUGAUGGAAGACGCCAUCAGCUAUGCUAUGCUGCGCUUUCCCGACACGCAGAGGACUGGAAAUACAGGGGCCUCAGAGUCGCAGGGACCCUCCCCAGCCUGGGAGGACACGGUCACCUACUCCGUGGUGCAGAGGCAUCCAGUGGCUAAAGCACAGGGCGACUAUGAGAACGUGACUCCAGAUACUCCAGAAGAGGAGGGGAUCCAUUACUCAGAACUGAUUCAUUUUGGCACCGGGGAGCGGUCUCCGGCGCUGGAGAGCGUGGAAUACGUGACCCUCAAGCACUGAUGAUACAAACCUGCUGAACUGGAGGUGCCCAGGGCGGAGGGACCAAGCAGUCCUGGAGCUUUCCCAGCCCCUGCUGCUCAGCCACUGUUUUGCAGUCCCCCCGACAUGUGCGCCCAGUUAUCACAGCCCCAUCCACACAGAGCACUUCGGGGCCAGCCCAGAGAUAGGCUUCCUUCUCAGCACCGGUGACCCCGAUGUCCAGAAGGCCCCUCCCUUGUCAUUUUCCACUCUCCUCCCACCCAGAAACUCUAAGCACCUGCCCUGCGUUGUACAGCAACUCCAGCCACCUGCUGCAGCCCACCGCUGCCAGCCCUACCCCCAGCUGGCCAAGUCCUCCUGGGAUUGACUUGUGGCUUUUCCCCCUUCCCACCGACCCCCUUACUGACUGCUCUGAUACCCCACUCACUACUCGUUUGCCCAGUCUCUGCCUCUGCGGCCAAGCCCAGGGAAAGGAACAGAAAUGAGGCAGGAAGACGCACUGUCGGCGCUGGCUUCUCUGUGUGCCAGCGAGGCACCCCCAGGAAGGCUUCCCCAGAGGAAGGGGAAGCUACUGCAGCCCCGCAGCCAUUGGGGUCCUGUGGUCUGAGGGUGCAGGCCAGCAGGUGACAAACAGAGAGCUGUACAAUAAAGGUGGUUCAGGCACCACU
Molecule: messenger RNA, 3220 nt
Organism: Talpa occidentalis (Iberian mole)
Lineage: Eukaryota; Metazoa; Chordata; Mammalia; Eulipotyphla; Talpidae
Gene: CD22
Product: CD22 molecule
Exons: 14
Coding region: 30-2573 (847 amino acids)
Source: RefSeq, a predicted model, not a curated record